Molecule: messenger RNA, 928 nt
Organism: Nilaparvata lugens (brown planthopper)
Lineage: Eukaryota; Metazoa; Arthropoda; Insecta; Hemiptera; Delphacidae
Product: mitochondrial import inner membrane translocase subunit Tim29-like
Exons: 1
Coding region: 215-892 (225 amino acids)
Biological process (GO): protein insertion into mitochondrial inner membrane
Cellular component (GO): TIM22 mitochondrial import inner membrane insertion complex
Source: RefSeq, a predicted model, not a curated record
AAAACAUAACCUCAACCUCAACUCAAUAAUCAAACGAAGAAGGUUAUCGAUCUAUACCGUAUUAAUUCAACACUGUUUUUAUGUCUGUCCAAAGUUUUUAAAAUAUAUUCUAUUUAGCUCAUUUAGUGACAUUCUUCAGUAGGGUAAAACCGCUCAAUUCAAGCAAAUGUAGUGUAAUUAGUUUGUUGUUACGGUUGAAAAUUUUUACGACAAAAUGAUUUUAACCAGAUUGUUCAAACGUAAUCCUACGUACGUAAAACAUGAUCGUUCUGUACAUAAGUCAGUGAAUCAUAUUAUCGACGGAUACAACAACCGUGUAGCUAAUAUAAAAAGUAAAAUUGACAGUAUAACAUUGCCAGAAAGAUUCAAAGGCACUGUUGUUGAAAAGUGGGCUCAGUACUGGAAAGACCUCUACAAAGACUACUACGAAGUGUAUAGUGAUGUUUUGAAGGAAGGUAGGGAGAGGCCAUACAAAAUGGGCCUGAUGCUGUCAACAUUUGCUGGUCUUGUAUAUUGUGCAAAGAGGAACCCUACUGAACAAAACUUUAGGGAUGCGGUGGUUGCUGGACACAAUGACGUAAUUUUGGUGAGCAAACCGAUCAGGAAUCCAGCCAGCUUUGAACAUUUGUCUUUCAUUGAAUCUUGCCACAAUACUGGAUUGAUUCGUAGUUUUAGUUUCGGUAUUUUCAGAGUUGUCUAUUUGGCAGACUAUGAUAGAGCUUUGGGACUGUAUAAAGCACAAUGUCAAUACCUUCAACCACAGUAUUUGACCAUGUACAAGAGGAUACUCGACAUUGGUUUUCUUGACAAAUGGUGGUUUAUUUCUAAAAAGCUGGAAGAUUACGAUAUCAAUCCCGAGGAAUGGGUAACUAGUAAAGUAAUUAUGGUGUAGAUCUCUGUUAAUAAAAGUUUAAGUUGUUGAAUUAAG